AAUUUUGGAGUUCCUUGGCAGGAAUGAGGAGAAUAUCUGAAAUGGAAAAAGUCCAGAGUACAGUAAUCAACAGUGAAAUGAGACAAAAGGAAGGAAAGGGGAAGAGUCAGAGUCUGGUGCUGUGUAAACACCCCUUUUAUGCACUAUUGCUUUCACUUCUCACUGCUUCCUGGUGAUACCAGAGACACACACUGUGAGGCUGAGGACGAGCAGAUCAAGGAGUGUAAUAUAAUGGCUAAUACAACCGUGGUGCUGAUUCCCCAAACUAAUGGCAGUGUUAUCCAAGCAGGCCAGGGGGUCCUUGGUGCUGUUACCCUACCACCAGGGACGGUACAAUACAUACAAUAUGUAGGCCAGCAGGUUGGAAACCCCAACAACCAACCUCAAACAGGGUGGAUGGAGAAACUUGUCAAAGUGGAGACCAAGACUCUGGGGGCCAUCCAGAUCUUAAUUGGUUUGAUACACAUUGGAUUUGGGAGUGUCUCAGCUGUUCUUUGUUCCUGGCUGUUGACUCUUGCUACUCUUGGAGGAUACCCAUUCUGGGGUGGACUAUUUUUCAUUAUUUCUGGAACCUUGUCGGUGUUAGCUGAGAAACGUGUAACUCCCUGUCUGGUGCGAGGCAGCAUAGGAAUGAAUAUCACAAGUGCUGUAAUGGCAUUAGUUGGCAUAAUUCUGUAUUUGGUAGAGCUGUCAGUCGGUCCUUUUUAUUAUUAUUCAUAUGAUUCCAAAUAUUAUUGGGCAAAGGCUGUAAGUACUGGUUUUGCCGUUCUUCUCCUCUUGUUCACCAUUCUGGAGUUCUGCAUUGCUGUCUCAUUAGCACAUUUUGGGUGCCAGUUAACCUGCUGUUCCAAUGACCCGGCAAUGGUUUAUAUUCCCUACACUGUUGAUGCGGCUCCCGCUGAAGGCAAUUGUGCUCCUCCUCCUCCUCUAGCUUCUGCUCCUCCUCCAGCUUACAGUACUGUGGAUUCUUUCCCCAAGAAUGAGUGAAGAAUCCAAGGAAGAAGUUGUAUAUGGGAGAUGCUCCUAAUGGAGUGAAAUUAACAUUCAUUUGCUUUUCUGUCUUUUUUGGCACAUAUAUCCAUUUUUAAUAAAAUUUU
Lacerta agilis (Sand lizard) is the source of this 1097-nucleotide messenger RNA. RefSeq names its product membrane-spanning 4-domains subfamily A member 8-like. Gene Ontology annotation, biological process: cell surface receptor signaling pathway. Gene Ontology annotation, cellular component: plasma membrane. NCBI's taxonomy places the organism in Eukaryota, Metazoa, Chordata, Lepidosauria, Squamata, Lacertidae. The transcript has 7 exons. The coding region runs from base 139 to 987 and encodes 282 amino acids. The record is from RefSeq and is a predicted model, not a curated record.